Messenger RNA from Kwoniella botswanensis, 4125 nucleotides. RefSeq lists its product as uncharacterized. Gene Ontology annotation, cellular component: cytosol; endocytic vesicle. Gene Ontology annotation, biological process: vesicle-mediated transport. The record is from RefSeq and is a predicted model, not a curated record. The transcript is spliced from 8 exons. Gene Ontology annotation, molecular function: guanyl-nucleotide exchange factor activity; small GTPase binding. NCBI's taxonomy places the organism in Eukaryota, Fungi, Basidiomycota, Tremellomycetes, Tremellales, Cryptococcaceae. The coding region runs from base 1 to 4125 and encodes 1374 amino acids.
AUGACGGAUCAACCGAAACCGAGCCUUUUCUCUUCCCUAAGUCUGGGUCGAGCCUCUCGUUCUCCGCGACCGUCUACUACACCCAGCGAACCACUCACCCACCCUCUACUCGGUGCAUCGACAUCAUCUCUCAACCUUCCUUCGUCCGAAUUGGGUCCUCCAGACGCGUCUGCUCCUCACUUGACCCACAAAUCCAGCGGAUCAUGGUCUGCCAAAUCAGGUGCUGGCGAAUUGACGAAUCUCCCUUACAAGCCUAGACAGCGUCAUGGUGGUGGUAUAGGCUCAGCAGGUAGUGCAGUCAGUAUCUUUGGUCCAUCAGGUACAGCAUCUCCAACUAUGCAGCAGGCAACGUCAAGUGUAUCUACCUCGCCUGUAACUCCAACUACGAUAGUCUCAGCGCCACCGACUACGUCAACCUCCACUUCCACGACCUUCGCACUACCCCCUUCGACUUCUGACCCACCAGCUCAAGCUGACUAUUCAGCUCUCUCAUCUGCUCCAAACCUUCCUGGAUCAUCUGUCCUCACAAGUAGGCUUCAAAUACAGAGUCUGAAAGCUGCCGCUCAGAGAAUAGGUCUCGGUAAUGGAAGUAUGGGUAUGUCGAUGAUAGAUGCUAUUUUCGACAAGGGUCAACUUGGAAGGGCCAAAGCUGGAGAAGGAGGUGAUUGGGGUGAUUUGUUGAGAAUUCUGAUGGGAGGCAACGCUGUUUUGCUCCUUCCCACCACGCCGUCUUCAUCACUCCCGAUGACCCCUCAAACACUAAAUGAUCAUGUUGCUUUCAUCGCGCCACCUGUCUCUUUGGCUUCUUCCUCCUUCACUUCCAAACAACCUGGUAACGCAUUGGAAGCUUCGAGCGACGAGAAGACUUCCACAUUGGACAGUGUUAGCGUAUUUGUCACUAUGUCAGGUAUGAUUGGUACCAUCCAGAACGAUACUGUAUCAUUCGAGUCGACCAUUCCUUCCGAUUCGCCUCUCAUCCGUGACCUUCGCGAUGCCACUACUCGCCAGAGUGUUCUAUCUACACUCAGGCCUACACACGCUUCAUCUUCAUCUUCAUCUUCCUCUUCUUCCUUAUUUCCAACUUUUACCUUAUCCAAGGAGACAGCUAUCCUUCCAUUUCCGCCUCCAUCAAAGACGGGCCCCGCAACAACCAACGAGACAAGGGAGAAAGAAAAGCCACCUCCAGGUAAAUUAGGGCGAAUUAACCCCUUUGCCUCAUUAUUUGGAGGAUCAUCAAAUGCCCCUAGUCCCGCUCUCAGCUCCUCUCCAGUCAGCAUACAUCCACCCGCACCUCCUUCUCCAUCUCUCAAAGCCGACAAUACUCUGACACCAGAGCGACCUCCUUCACCCUUACGCCCACAUGGAGAUAGUAGACCAUCGUCACCUUCUCCAGCUUCCCCUAAGCCGGCAUCUCUUCUUACAUUCGAUCACGGCGAUAACGCUUCGAUCAUGUCAGACACCGCAUCAAUUUCGCUUGCCCAUGGAGAAGGCUAUCAAGUCACAGCUUAUACUGUUUCUCGACCUAUAAGAUAUCAUGAGACACAUAAGACCUUGACCAAAGCGAUUAGAUCUCACAUUCGAGAAGUACUGGCAAAGUUACCAGACAAAGUUAUAGAGAAGGUGGUCAAGCUUGUAUUAGCAAAUGCCUGUCCACCAUCUCAAGGUGAUGACCUACUCAAAAAUCAUAAAGGCCAUGAUGCGGAUAAUAUAGCUGUAUUAGAUUUCUACGAUCCUACCACUACAGGAGAGAGAUUGCAAGAUUUCAUGGAGGGCAUAUACGAUGAUUUGAUUUCACAUUACAGAUCCGAAGGACCCGAUGGGCUGAAGAGGAAAGGGAGUGGUAAUGUGCCUUGGGGAAGAGCAGCUCACGGACAUGGUAUAUCAGCCGAAGGAGAUGAAGAAUCUGCGAAGGAGAAGAAAGAGAAAAAUAGGCUGGAGAGAGAAGAACAGGUCGAGAAAGAAGCUAGCGAAGGUACGGAAAAGGUUGAAGCGGUGGUUUGCAGGCUAUUGUAUAAUCGAUUGUUCUCACCGCUCGAGUCUGAUGAUGCAAGACACGACGAAGCGCUCGCUUCUCGUAUAGCAGCGCUAAAUAUGCUGGACCUAUCACUGGAUCACCUAGGCUUGAUCACCAGGCCGGAGGGUGAGGAGCCGGAAGGUGUCAUCGCGAAGGGCCUGACGGACAUCGUCGACGAUAUUGGACAUGAAUUCCAGAAACUGUCGGGAAGCGAUUGUUUGACACCGAAAGACAAGGCCAGCGUCCUCAUCCAAGCACAUAAGAUCGUGGUCGAUGGUCUUGCUCGGAUGCCCAAUGUGGACCUUCGACCUGAGGGUGAGCCAUAUCGUUCUUCACAGGACGCAACGACCGCCGGUGACACACAGGGAAAUACAUAUGGUGGAGAACCGCCUACAACAUCUACUCCCGAGAAGGAACCAACAAUGGCAUCGCCCUUGCCACAGAAAGCUUUGUUAGACAACGACUACACGCAUUCGGACAUAUCACCGUCUUUGUCAGAAUCUUCUGAUCCUUUGAAUGCGAUAGGAGGCGAUAUUGGGGCCACUCCCAAGCCAACUAUGCAGAAAAGUCCGUCUGUACCUCAACUCGUACUAAAUGAAUCGACUGCCGAUCUUCAACCUGAAACAGAUCAGCUCAAACAAGCAAUGUCAGAUUCAGUCAUAACACUCACUCCCUCUAGGAGUCGAGAAACGACUGAGUCGUCUAACAGCUCUGUGCCACCACCCAAAGCAGCUACAGCUGCAAAUGGCAAACCUGGGACUUCCGGUGCCGAUCUCAUCUUGCCAAUCAUCAUCUACUCUGUUGUCAAGUCCAAUCCACCCCAACUAGCCUCGCAGCUUAUGUAUCUCCGACGAUACCGAUCUGCGAUCUGCUUGACAGGGGAAGCGAGCUACGCGAUAGUCAAUCUUACAGCUGUCGUGGAAUUCCUUGAACAUGUCGAUUUGGCUGAAUUAGGACUAGGCGGAGAGUCAGAUAGGGUUAUGUCAAUUGCCGAUCUAUCACCUAUAGGCCUGGACUACCUGGACGAGAGUAACGCAGAUGCGGCAUCGAUCGCCUCAGCCUCUUCAAGAUUGCGAGGUAGGGUAUUCCAAGUGGGUGAAUUAGCAGGUACAGCGGCUGGAUCGGCGAAUAAAGUGAUAACGGGAGUGGUGGAUUCUUCUUGGAUGGCUCUGAGAGGCCUAAUGGGUAAUGGAUCAGUACCAAAUCCUAAUGCUUCCGAGAUCGAACCUUCAUCUGCGGAAAGUGAGAAUAGACCAGAGAUGAGACCUAGAGGAGCAUCAACGUUCUCACUGGCAAGCGUGACUGCGAGUGUAGCUUCUAUCGCUGCCGCUGCAGCAGCUAGGAAUCGAUCGAGAGCAAGCUCACGCGCUUCAGAACAGGUCUGGGGAGGCAAUCAGGAAUUACAAGAGGUUUCAUCGAAUUCAAGACCCGCUUCUAUAAGGGAACGUUCAAACGAGUAUUACUCUUCCGAUGAAGAUGGUGGUGGAUCUGAUGAGGAACAUGAGGUGGAGGAGAGAGAACCAGCAGGAGAAGAGCAGAGCAAAAAUGGAAAGGGGUUGAAAGAGGAGGUGAAAGAGAGAGUCAGUCUAAGUAAUAGGUUGGCUUCGAUCGGCGUGUUGGGCAGGUUGAGUAGUCCGGCUGUACCUUCUCCACCUAGCACUACAGAGAAUGACAGUAAAGCCAUGGACGAGAGUAUCCCUGCUCCUGCACCAAGCAAAGCAUCGAACUUCUUGGCCAAUUUAACUCCGAGAUCAAUAUCAGCUUCAUUACCUUCAACUCAUACACCAGGCAGCGGAACUAAAGGUCAAGAAAUCAAACAAGCUCAAACUCAUGGGAGGAGAGGAUCGAUUUUUAGUAAUUUAGAUUCCACGCGAUCACACUCUCGUUCACCUAGAGGUAGUAUAUCGUCAUUACCGUUAUCUAAGAACAACUCAGGUGUGGAGUUGAGCGAGAAUGAUGGACCGAUAGACAGGUUCAUGAAUUGUGAUGUGGGAGAUAUCAAGAUCUCAGAGAUUGGGGCGUUGUUAAGAGAUUAUAGGAGAUUAGGAAAUAUAAUCUCGAAUGUUCAGAAGAACAGUCAACCUCAACAUCAACAACAUCCAUCCGGUUGA